AAUUGUGAUGCAGGGGAGGACCCAAGAGGAACCAGGCUUGAGUUCAGUGAAGUCAGAAAAGUAGGGAAAAGUGGAAAGUAGAGAAAAAGGGGGAAGGCGUUCAAACUGUUCAAAAACAAAAACAAGCCAGGGGAACAGUUUUGGAGAAAUGAAGUUAAAAGGCUCACAGUUAGCUUGUGAGUAGAAGUGAAAGCCCGAUGUGCUCCCAGGAACAUGGCGUCUCAUCGGCCGUUCCCUGCAGAUGACUUCGGUGCCUACUACAUCCUGUGAGCCUCAAACCCUGUGCCUUUAUAGAUAACCUUAACAGUGGGGGGCCUUACCCAGAGGAGCGUGGCGCCUGUUGCAUUUGGGAGGGCUCUGCCAGAUUUGGCCCAUGAAGGACCCACAAGAGGGCGUGACGGGACUGCGGAACCUGGGCAACACCUGCUACAUGAACGCCAUCUUGCAGUGCCUCUGCAGCACAUCUCCACUGGUGGAGUACUUCCUGUCCGGAAAGUACAUCACGGCUCUUCAGAAGGACUGCAGCGAGGUCACCACGGCCUUUGCCUACCUGAUGACAGACAUGUGGCUUGGCGACUCAGACUGUGUCUCCCCAGAGAUAUUUCUGUCGGCUGUUGGCAGCCUUUACCCAGCCUUUCUGAAAAAGACACAGCAAGAUGCGCAGGAGUUCCUGAUUUACGUCCUCAACGAGCUUCAUGAAGCUUUGAAAAAGCACUGCCGAGGAAGAGCGAGUGAGAAAAGAACAGCCCAAAACUGCUGCAGGAAAGUGCCAGCCCAUGAGACCUCAAUCAUCACCCGGCUGUUUGAAGGGCAGCUCAGUUACAGCAUCACGUGUUUAAAGUGUGAGACCUGCACCUACAAGAACGAAGUUUUCACCAUCCUUUCCCUCCCCAUCCCAUCGGAAUACGAAUGCUCCCUCCAGGACUGUCUCCAGUGUUUUUUCCAACAAGACACACUGACCUGGAACAACCAAAUCCAUUGUUCCUUUUGUGAAAUCAAGCAAGAAACAGCUGUGAGGACCACUAUUUCCAAGGCACCAAAAAUAAUUGUUCUUCACUUAAAAAGGUUUGACAUCCAGGGUGCAGUAAAGAAGAAGCUGAGGACAGAUAUUCAUUACCCACUGACCAACCUGGACCUCACUCCUUAUAUCUGUCCAGUCUUCCGGAAACAUCCCAAGUACAACCUGUGUGCAGUUGUGAACCACUUUGGAGAUCUGGAUGGUGGCCACUACACUGCCUUCUGCAAGAACUCAGUAACUCAGGCCUGGUAUAGUUUUGACGACACCCGAGUCAGUGAGAUUCCAGAUACUUCUGUUCAAACAGCCACAGCUUAUCUUUUAUUCUAUAGCUGCCAGCCUUUUUCUAUCCCAACACAGAAGCGCAAGAGCUGGGACAGCACUCCUGAUUACGGCAAGCCAGCCGUCAGGAAGUGGCCGUGAAUAUGCUUUGUUAUUAAAUCCUUCCCACCUA
Molecule: messenger RNA, 1469 nt
Organism: Rattus norvegicus (Norway rat)
Lineage: Eukaryota; Metazoa; Chordata; Mammalia; Rodentia; Muridae
Source: RefSeq, a predicted model, not a curated record